AUGGGGCCCUCCCUGCAGCUCUACCCCCUCUGGCAGCCACAGGCCAGCCUGGGGCCCAGCCGGCCGAAACAGCUUCCCGACAAGUGGCAACACGACCUUUUCGACAGCGGCUUCGGCGGGGGCGCCGGCGUGGAGACGGGGGGGAAGCUGCUGGUGUCCAACCUGGACUUCGGAGUGUCCGACGCGGACAUCCAGGAGCUGUUUGCGGAGUUCGGGACUCUGAAGAAGGCCGCCGUGCACUACGACCGCUCUGGCCGCAGCCUGGGAACAGCCGACGUGCACUUUGAGCGGAAGGCAGACGCCCUGAAAGCCAUGAAACAGUACAACGGCGUCCCUUUGGAUGGCCGCCCCAUGAACAUCCAGCUCGUCACCUCACAGAUAGACACGCAGCGCAGGCCGGUACAGAGUGUGAGCAGAGGCGGGAUGACUAGAACCCGAGGAUCCGGAGGCUUCGGCGGCGGCACUCGGAGAGGCGCCCGUGGAGGCAGCCGGGGCAGAGGCAGGGGCACCGGCCGGAGUUCAAAGCAGCAGAUCUCUGCAGAGGAGCUGGACGCCCAGCUGGACGCUUACAACGCGAGGAUGGACACCAGCUAAAGCACCAGCAAGUCCGUGCGUGGAGCUAGGCCUGAACGUCGUCUCCCGCUGCUUCCCGAGGGCGGGCCGGCGGGGCCCUGUGGCCAAUGAUGGAGUUGUUUCUUCUGUUUUAAAAUAGGAUUUAAAACUCAUGUAAAGAUUUCUUUUCCUUUUUUUUUUUCUUUUUUUUAAAAAAUUCUGAAACAGACCUGUUUUGUACCGAGUUAUUUUUGGGAUAAAUUUUACUGGUUGCUGUUGUGGAGGAGGUGGCGUUUUCACCUUUGCCAUAAUAAACAGAAACGUGUGUAGAA
This is a messenger RNA of Myotis brandtii (Brandt's bat), 884 nucleotides long. RefSeq names its product Aly/REF export factor (gene ALYREF). Gene Ontology annotation, molecular function: mRNA binding. Gene Ontology annotation, cellular component: nucleus. Bases 1 to 594 code for a protein of 197 amino acids. Lineage: Eukaryota; Metazoa; Chordata; Mammalia; Chiroptera; Vespertilionidae. The record is from RefSeq and is a predicted model, not a curated record. Gene Ontology annotation, biological process: mRNA export from nucleus. The transcript is spliced from 6 exons.